AUGGAAACCCAGAGACCACCCUCCAAGAUUGCUCGCUUUGCACAACAUGGACCCAUGAAGAGAAAUGGGUCAAUUGGAGGAGAAGGGUCUCACCCAACUGGACUAGGACUGGGUCUUGAACUUGGUCAUGGACUCGGCUGUUAUGGGUUCACUGUUCUUCAGUUACAGGAGCUAGAGCACCAAGCUCUCAUCUUCAAGUACAUGGAAGCUGGCCUUCCGGUUCCUCAUCAUCUCAUAUUCCCAAUAUGGAAAAGUUUUGCCAGGUCUUUGAAUGCUCUCAAUAAAGAAGUGUACCAACAUUGCGCUAAUUUUCUGGGCUGCGGUACCGUGUAUAGUGACUACUACACAAACAGCAUGGACCCUGAACCAGGGAGGUGUAGGAGAACAGAUGGGAAGAAAUGGAGAUGCGGUAAUAGUGUUGUUCCUGAUCAAAAGUACUGCGAGAGGCACAUGCACAGAGGCCGUCAGCGUUCGGGAAAGCAGAGAGAAGAAGCUUCACAACUUUCUACUAGAACGAGUCAUGACACCACAGAGACAGGCCUCUCCAUUUCUCUCCCAACAGCUAAGUAAUAAUAACAGCAACAAGAACAACAUUUCUCCAUGGCUAGGCUUGUGUUCAUCGAGUGUUCUGCAACAAAUGAAAAUGCAUGAUCUUUGUAGCACUUCUUGUCCUAACAGACUAUUGCUUGUUGAAAGUAUGGACCCAUGGCUUAACCAUUGAUCACAUGUAGCUUUGGAAGGAGAUCUCAGAGACUGGCUUUUGAUGAUUUAUGCUAUUUAUUUGUUUCUUAUUUUAUGGUUAGUUUUGUUUUCUUGUUCUAGUCGAUUUGAAUUCAAUUCAAAUCUAAC
Molecule: messenger RNA, 849 nt
Organism: Ilex paraguariensis (yerba mate)
Lineage: Eukaryota; Viridiplantae; Streptophyta; Magnoliopsida; Aquifoliales; Aquifoliaceae
Source: the annotation of a GenBank genome assembly